Somion occarium is the source of this 2191-nucleotide messenger RNA. NCBI's taxonomy places the organism in Eukaryota, Fungi, Basidiomycota, Agaricomycetes, Polyporales, Cerrenaceae. The record is from the annotation of a GenBank genome assembly.
CAUUGACGUACAAUUUCCAACAAGGUUAGGGUUAUAAUUUCAAAGAACAGAUAUUUCUCAAGAUGGAAAUUGCUCUGAUCGUCCUGCCUCAUUCUUCACUAUGCCUCGGAUACGAAAGAAGACGAGUAAGCGUGGAUCGACCAACCAGCGAGAAAAGAUCAAGCACAAGGCAGCAGAUACACGGCAUAAGAGAAAGAGGGAGGCGAGGAAGAAUCCUCAGAAAAAGUCCAAGAAACCACAAGACCUUGGCAUUCCAAAUAACUUCCCAUACAAGGACCAAAUUCUUGCGGAGGUUGCAGAACAGCGCAGGAUUGCAGCUGAAGAGAAACAGCUGCGCAAGGAAGCCAAAAAGCUAGCGAAAGCAGGUGUGGAAGCGCAAGCUGAGGAAGAUUCUGAGGCGGAAAUUGGCUUUUCCUCUUUGCCUGGUGUCAGCAAAACUCGGCCGCAUGCUGCUGCCGAGGCCUCUAGCUCAACCCUUUCUGAAGAUGCGGACGAGGAAGCGCCAGUUCUCGUGAACCCGGAUUUGCACAAUCUAGAAGCUGUCCUUGACAAGGCCGAUGUUGUACUUGAACUCAUUGAUGCUCGGGAUCCUCUGGCUUAUAGGAGUUCCCACGUUGAAGACGCGGUCAAGUCCAGGAUCGGGAAGAAAUUAUUAUUCGUCUUGAACAAAAUUGACACUUGUCCCAAGGAGUCUAUUGAGUCAUGGACUCGUGCUCUAGGGAAGGAACAUCCGGUUUUCCUCUUCCGUUCAGCAUCGGCAUUCCUGCCAGACAGCGAACCUCCAACGACGGAUCCAAAGGGGAAGGGGAAGAAACGUAUGGAUGACGCACUCGGAUUGGCGGUUCUCUUGGAGCACUUAGAAGCUCUGACAAAGGAAUUGAAGGAAGAGCGGCCUUUAGUGGUUGCUGUAACUGGCUUGACGAAUGUUGGCAAGAGCUCGUUUGUCAAUUCACUUGCCCGUAAGGCGACGCUUCCUGUCUACAAGCUUUCUUCAACAUCUGGGGAGGGCCCGACUACCACGAUAUAUCCUCAAGAAGUGACCCUUUCUCUCAACGGCUGUGAGGUCAACGUCAUAGACACCCCUGGCCUCUCAUGGCAACGAGUUGACGAUCUGACCGGGGAAGAGGCAGAGCGCUACCGGACACAAGAUAUUUUGCUGAGAAGCAAGGGUCAUAUCGAGAGACUCAAGGACCCACUUCCUGUCGUCUCACACAUCGUUGCUCGUGCUCUUCGUGAAGAUUUGAUGCUCUUCUAUAAUAUUCCCGCUUUCGCGGAGGGCGAUUUGACCGCAUUCCUAUCAGGUGUUGCUCGUGCCAACAGCCUAAUUAAGAAGGGCGGCGUACUAGACUUGGGAGCUGCAUCGAAAAUCGUUCUCCGUGACUGGAGAACUGGAAAAUUCCCUCGGUACACUGUGCCAUCACCCACACUUGUGGAGACUGCUCCGCCAUUGAGCGAGUCAAAUGAGAAGAUCAUUUCGAUGCUUAAGACUCGCAAGGAAAUGCGGAAUGGAAAUGGCGUGGUGAAGCUCAAGGCUGGCGAAGUGCAACUUCGUAAGGUUGACUUGGAUGCUGCCUGGAUCAGUGUCGAGGAUAGUGAUGAAGAGGACGAGGACGAGCUUGACGUCGAUGAAGAGGAAGAGGCGGAUGAAGGGAGCGUGGAUGUUGGUGAAUCUGAAGAAGGCGACGGUGACGAAGACGAGGAAGAUGAGGACGAGGAGGAGCUCGCACCACCAAGAAAGCGGAAACAAGCACCUGUCAAAGCCAUCGCACCGCCUAAGAAGAAAGUGGCCUUUUCCGCAAAGCGAGGUCCAGUCUCACAAAAGCCUGCGCCAGCCAAAGGCAUUUUAAAAGUUUCGAACGAGAAGCCUAAGUCUUCUCUGAAGGCGAAGGUAACGGCCAAGGAACCCAAACCUGCGCCUAAGGUCUCGAAGGUCGCCAAUCCUUCAGGGAAGACACAAAAAUCAGCUCCGGCCAAGGAUAACGGAGCGUAUGACUUCGGCAAGUUUUUCUAGACAGUUCGCGUCUAUAGAUUGUGCCUAUAUAUCACUGUGUUUGGCUUGCUUUUUGCGAUGCCUUCGGAUUAUCAUGUCAUCUUUGCCUUGUUUUGAGUGGGAGAUGAAUGCUACUCCAAUGCGAAUUUUUUAUAAUACAUACGAUACGAGCUACAACAUAAAUAAGUGAGAUGCGAACGG